AUGUGGAAGCGUCUACUAGUCCACCUGCCUACGACUUUUUCAGAAGAUCGGAUCAGCAAAGACAAUCUCGUUAUUUAUUCCGAUUACCCAGAAACAGUCGGGGACUUCAGCAUCAUCGACGUUUUAGCGAACACGUCGGAAACUGCUAGGGCCAGAUCGGACUUCGAGGUCUACCGCACCCAGGUCGAGUUUGCGAACAACAACGUGUACGCCGAAUCUGCUGGUGUGGCAGGCGACAAUUAUGGACCGCCUGGUGGUUGGGUCAUCGACAAGUACAAAUUCCUUCCUCUCAUCCAGCAUGCUGGCGAGAAUUGGCCGAAGGCAAAGUGGUAUAUCUACAUGGAGGACGAUGCCUAUCUGUUCCUUCCAAACGUCCUAGCCUAUCUAUCGACUUUCGACUGGCAGCAGCCUCACUACCUUGGUAGCUACGCCGCGAAAUCAGAUGUCGUGUUUGCCCACGGCGGCGCUGGAUUUGCGCUGUCGAGGGGCGCAUGGGAGCAAUCAUUUGGCCGCAACCCCAACAUGGCCGAGGACUUCAAUCAGUACACGGCUGAUCACUGCUGUGGUGAUCAGGUUCUGGGUCUUGCUCUUAACAAAUAUUUCAAAUUGGAGAAGGGCUGGAAUUUCACAAAACCGCUACGUCACUGUGACUUCUUCAACGAGAUGAUUGCACCAGCUCUCCAGAAACGGAUUGAGUGGUGGGACAAUCAGUCCGAGCUCUUCAGAGUCACCUCCGCAAACAAGGAGGCUCCGCCCACCCCCGAGGGCAAGCACAAUAACGCCCUCUGGAAGCAAGCGUGGCAGUCUGUCGAUGCUUGUGAAGCCGCCUGCAGGGGCUGGGCUGAAUGCGUGCAGUGGAGCUAUGUCGAGGACCUGUGUAGGAUGGACGACAAAGUGCUUAUGGGCCAGGGUUACGCGCCAACCAUGUCAGAGAGGAAAACUGCUCUGAUGACUACAAGCGGGUGGUUCAAAGAAAGACUCGACAAAUGGCACUGUGCUUAG
This is a messenger RNA of Phaeoacremonium minimum UCRPA7, 1002 nucleotides long. Its product is annotated as putative glycosyltransferase family 31 protein. Gene Ontology annotation, cellular component: membrane. NCBI's taxonomy places the organism in Eukaryota, Fungi, Ascomycota, Sordariomycetes, Togniniales, Togniniaceae. The coding region runs from base 1 to 1002 and encodes 333 amino acids. Gene Ontology annotation, molecular function: glycosyltransferase activity. The transcript has 3 exons. The record is from RefSeq and is a predicted model, not a curated record.